Molecule: messenger RNA, 2163 nt
Organism: Oncorhynchus masou masou (cherry salmon)
Lineage: Eukaryota; Metazoa; Chordata; Actinopteri; Salmoniformes; Salmonidae
Gene: dnajb6b
Product: DnaJ heat shock protein family (Hsp40) member B6b
Exons: 8
Coding region: 254-997 (247 amino acids)
Molecular function (GO): Hsp70 protein binding
Source: RefSeq, a predicted model, not a curated record
CAGUCACGAGACUAUCCAUGUAUAUAUGACAUCUGAGAAAGCGUUGCUCUGUUCAAACACUGAUUAGGUACCACGAGCAGAAUAUCCGGAGACGCACAGUUUCCAACCAUAGACGGAUCGCUAAAAACAAAACCUAGUUCAUUGGAAUUCACAUAGGUCAGUAAACGAAGGCACGGACAAAGCUCUUCAGCUGGGGUGGAAGAGCGACGGCUGAAGACGGCUGUCUAGAAGAAGGAACCAGAGAAAAACAGCCAUGACAGAAUACUACCAGAUCUUAGGGGUCCAGAGAAACGCUUCGGCCGAGGACAUUAAAAAAGCGUACAGAAAGCUAGCACUAAAGUGGCAUCCAGACAAGAACCCAGACAACAAGGAAGACGCAGAGAGGAAGUUCAAAGAGCUUUCAGAAGCCUAUGAGGUCCUGUCAGACGCAAACAAGAAGAACCAGUAUGACCGGUAUGGUAAAGAAGGCUUGGCUGGAAAUGGAGGCAGAGGAGGGCAUUAUCACAACGGUGAUCACUUCAGUGGUGGGUUCACAUUCCGUAACCCCGAAGAUGUCUUCAGGGAAUUCUUCGGAGGUCGAGAUCCAUUUGCCGAUUUCUUCGACGAUGACUUCUUCGGUGGGGGACACAGGCAGCGGGUGGUGAACCAAAGUAGGACCGGAGGAUCCUUCUUCCACGGAUUUGGUGGCUUCCCCCCCUUCGGGGCGGGCUUCCCAGGGUUUGGUUCAGGUGCGCUUCCCCUGCAGCACGGUUUCACCUCCCUGGGACAUAUGGGUGGAGGAGGCUUCGCCUCGUUUUCCUCUUCAUCUUUCGGAGGUGGAGGAGGAAUGUGCUCCCGCUCGGUGUCUACCUCCACCAAGUUCAUUAACGGCAGACAAAUUACCACAAAACGGAUUGUGGAGAACGGCCAGGAGAGGGUGGAGGUGGAGGAAGACGGUCAGUUAAAGUCUCUAACCGUCAACGGUAAGGAGCAGCUCCUAAGACUGGAUAACAAGUGAUGACCUCUGCACAACGUUUGAAAUACUCACACCUGACCUGGAAACAAACUAAACUAACUCAGCUUGACGAUGCUGCUCAGGGUCGCGACCUUACGGUAGUUGGUUUCUCUCCUCUCCCUCCCUGUUGACAUUUGUAGUUAACAUUCCUCAUGGCGAGGAAAUGUGUUCUCAACUGAGUUUAGCCACAGGAGCGAGGAACGUUCAGAUACGGUUGUAUUUAUUCCCGUUUCACCUUUUUUUGUUCUGGGACCUUUCUCUUACUAGGACCACUGUUUAUUACUGAUUUGUACUAUUCAUUUAUUUUUCUGUAUUGCAGUUUUUUCAUGAGUAGACUUCUUGUCCUUUUAGUUCUAGAAGCCAAGGGCACAAGCUGUACUGCGUUGCUUUUGUUCUUUUGAACUAUCUCAGCUUUAACCCUUUGUCUCUCUAACCUUUUUUAAAACCAUUUUCACACUCCUUCGUUUCAGAUGAACACAUCUAGAGGAUUAGUGCAUUGAUACAGUAUUCCUAUGCAUUUUGCUUUCUGUUGGUUUGUUUGCUUGUUUUGGAAUAUGAGUGUUUCUUUCAUCUCUGCAUGAUUUGCCAAUGACGAGGCUGUUCAUGUUCCUGACUAACUGUUUCAUCAACUCAUCAUAAAUAGAGACUAUAUAGCGUACCGGUCAGAAGUUUGGACACACCUACUCAUUCAAGGGUUUUUCCUUUUUUUUUUACUCUGUUCUACAUUGUAGAAUAACAGCGACGACGUCAAAACUAUGAAAUGACACGUAUAGAAUCAUGUAGUAACCCCCCCAAAAAAUGUUAAAUAAAUAAAAAUAUAUUUUGUAUUUGAGAUUCUUAAAAGUAGCCACCCUUUGCCUUGAUGACAGCUUUGCACACUCUUGACAUUCACUCAACCAGCUUCACCUGGAAUGCUUUAAGUCUUGAAGGAGUUUCCACAUAUGUUGAGCACUUGUUUGCUGCUUUUCCUUCACUCUGCGGUCCAACUCAUCCCAAACCAUCUCAAUUGGGUUGAGGUCGGGUGAUUAUGGUGUGUCCAAACAUUUGACUGGUACUGUGUAUAUCUAUCUAGAAAUAGGGGAUUUUGUGUACUUUGUAAAACAACUAAAAAAGAUACAUUGGUCAAUAAAUCUCAGCUUGAACCCUCUUAGGGGCCGUUGCAUUCACAA